Molecule: messenger RNA, 2510 nt
Organism: Hyaena hyaena (striped hyena)
Lineage: Eukaryota; Metazoa; Chordata; Mammalia; Carnivora; Hyaenidae
Gene: TGM5
Product: transglutaminase 5
Exons: 13
Coding region: 1-2145 (714 amino acids)
Biological process (GO): peptide cross-linking
Molecular function (GO): protein-glutamine gamma-glutamyltransferase activity
Source: RefSeq, a predicted model, not a curated record
AUGGAGCAAGGGCUGGAGGUGGCUCUCACAGACCUCCAGAGCUCCUGGAACAAUGUGCAGCACCACACAGAGGAGAUCAGCUCCGAACGACUCCUGGUUCGCCGGGGCCAGGCCUUCAACAUCACUCUGUACUUCAGGAACCGGGGCUUCCAGCCAGUCCUGGACAACAUCAUCUUUGUGGCUGAGACUGGACCCCUACCAGACCUGUCCAAUGGGACUCGAGCCCUGUUCAGCCUCGCAGGUCAUCAUGGCCCCAGCCCAUGGAUUGCCUCUCUGGAGACCAAUGGGGCCAGCUCCCUGGAGGUGAGCUUGUGUGCCCCUCCCACAGCAGCCGUGGGCCGGUAUCUCUUGAAAGUUCAUAUUGACUCUUUCCAGAAGUCUGUCACAGCCUACCAGCUCGGGGAGUUCAUCCUGCUCUUCAAUCCCUGGUGCCCAGGGGAUUCUGUCUACUUGGACAGUGAGCCCCAGAGGCAGGAGUAUGUCGUGAAUGAUUACGGCUUCAUUUACCAAGGGAACAAGAACUGGAUCCGCCCAUGUCCCUGGAACUAUGGACAGUUUGAAGAGAAUAUCAUUGACAUCUGCCUGGAGCUGUUAGACAAGAGCCUGAACUUCCAGAUCGACCCAGCUAUAGACUGUGCGCUGCGGGGAAGCCCCGUCUACAUCAGCAGAGUGGUGUGUGCCAUGAUUAAUAGCAACGAUGACAAUGGGGUGCUCAAUGGAAACUGGAGUGAGAAUUACUUAGAUGGCAUCAACCCUGCAGAGUGGACCGGCAGUGUGGCCAUCCUGAAACAGUGGCAUGCCACGGGCUGUCAGCCAGUGCGUUAUGGGCAGUGCUGGGUCUUUGCUGCCAUCAUGUGCACAGUAAUGAGGUGCCUAGGGAUCCCCACCCGUGUAAUCACCAACUUUGACUCUGGGCACGACACAGAUGGAAACCUGAUCAUAGAUGAGUAUUAUGACAGCACGGGAAGGAUCUUGGAGAAUAAGAAGAAGGACACUGUCUGGAAUUUUCAUGUGUGGAAUGAGUGCUGGAUGGCCCGAAAGGACCUCCCUCCUGGAUAUGGAGGCUGGCAGGUGCUGGAUGCCACCCCUCAGGAGACAAGCAAUGGCCUCUACUGCUGUGGCCCGGCCUCUGUCAGAGCCAUCAAAGAGGGAGAGGUGGAUCUGAACUAUGACACAGCCUUUGCCUUUUCCAUGGUCAAUGCUGACUGCAUGUCCUGGCUUGUCUACGGAGGGAAGGAGCAGAAAAUUCACCGGGACACUAAUACUGUUGGCAAUUUUAUCAGCACCAAGAGCAUUCAAAGUGAUGAGCGAGAUGACAUCACAGAGAACUACAAAUACAUAGAAGGUUCCCCCCAGGAGAGGCUGGUGUUUAUGAAGGCCCUUCAGAAGCUGAGGGCUGGAAGGUCUGAAGACCCCCACAAAGAAGACUCAGUGCUACUGAACGGGGACAGCUCUCGGAGUCUUCAUAUGCCUUCCCUUAGGCCCAGUGAUGUCAUCCAGGUCUCCUUGAAAUUCCAGCUGCUCGACCCGCCCAAUAUGGGCCAGGACAUAAGGUUUGUCCUGCUGGCCCUCAACAUGUCACUCCAGUUCAAGGACCUCAAAGUGAACCUGAGUGCCCAGUCCCUGCUGCAUGAUGGCAGCCCCCUGCCCCCUUUCUGGCAAGACACAGCCUUCAUCACACUCUCUCCUGAAGAAGCGAAGACCCAUUCUUGCAGAAUUCCCUAUUCCCAGUAUGGCCCGUACCUGUCAACAGACAAGCUGAUCCGCAUCAGUGCCCUGGGCGAAGAGAAGAGCAGUCCAGAAAAGAUCCUGGUGGACAAGAUCAUCACCUUAGCUUAUCCAGGCAUCAUGAUUAAUGUUUUAGGAGCCGCCGUUGUGAACCAGCCACUCUCCAUACAGGUGCUGUUUUCAAACCCCCUCUCAGAGCAUGUUGCAGACUGUGUACUGACUGUAGAAGGAAGUGGUCUCUUCAAAAAACAGCAGAGAGUCCUCAUUGGAGUCCUCAAACCUCAACACAGGGCCAGCAUCACUCUGGAGACUGUCCCCUUCAAGAGUGGCCAAAGGCAGAUCCAAGCUAAUCUGAGGAGCAACAAGUUUAAGGACAUCAAGGGUUACAGGAAUAUCUACGUAGACUUGAGGUUAUAAAUUUUGGAACAGUGAAUUGAAAGCACAGAUUUUAAGCUUCAGAAGGAGCAAGUUCAAAUGCAAGCUGUGCUACUCCCCACCACAACAAAGGAUUUGCAGGGGUUCCGAAGUAAGCAACAGAGGAGAUGUCAGCAGUGGAUAGUCCCUUGGACCAUUUGCACAGCUUGCAAGGAGUCUGAUCAGAGUCCAGGGAGUCUAUGGCAUCCAAUCAAGAAGUGUGAGAUAACACUCAGAGGUCUGAGAAUAGUGGUUGGACUUGGCCAUGACUUACUACCCCCGCAGAAGAUUGACUGAGCAGCUUGCUGUCAUUUUGUCAUUGCAGUGGCUAAUGCCCUAGACCCAAUAAAUUUUAGUCCUUGUUCUCA